CAUUUCUGAAUUACAUCCUUUUGGGAUGUAGCUGGAGCAAGAUGAGUCAAACUGUCAUAAUUAAUUGGUGCAUGUAAUAUUUUGGCUUUUCAAGAAUCGUCACGGAUUAGAGAAAAAUGAAUUGAAGAUGUUGGGCGUUCAAUGAUUGGAUCUGGCUUAGCGUGAUCCUUCUGUGAUCUCCUUGUGUCUGUCAGCCUCAACGCAACCUCAACCGUGAACAUCAUGCUCUGACAAAUACAGAAAAUGUCACGAACAACAAGAUCAACCGCCAAAAGACUAACCCGUCUCCAACCCCCACCUCAAACACCUACACCCUCCCCUGCAACCACCCCAGAAACCAAACUCUUCCCAACCCCGUCCUCAUUCGAAUCCUACCUCUCCCAAAACCACUCCACCAACCAAACCGGCCUCUGGCUCAAAAUCGCAAAAAAGAACGCCCCCAUCCCCUCAAUAACAUACGACCAAGCCCUCGACACAGCCCUCUGCUACGGCUGGAUCGACGGCCAGCGCAAAUCCCUCGACGCCACGUAUUUCAUACAGCGCUUCACGCCCCGUCGGAAGAAAAGUCUCUGGUCCCAGCGUAAUGUUGACAAAGUCGCGGUUUUGAUAGCCGCGGGUCGCAUGAAACCUGCGGGGCAGGCGGAGGUUGAUGCCGCGAGGGAGGAUGGGCGCUGGGAGAGGGCGUAUUCAUCGUCGAGUAAUGUAACUGUGCCAGAGGAUUUUGAAAAUGCGAUAGAGGGGAAUGAAGCGGCGGGGGAGUUUUGGACGGGGUUGGGUAAGACGAAGAGAUAUAGUUUUUUAUGGAGGUUGGAAACGGCGAAGAGGCCGGAGACGAGGAGGAAGAGGAUAGAGCAGUUUGUUGAGCUGCUCGCUGCUGGGAAGACUGUUUGAUCCAUCGCUGGGAUUGUUUCUCUAUUAUUAAAAAUUUACGGAUACUCAAACAUGAGAGAAUGGUAUGGAAUUAAUAGUCAUCUUCAUCAUAGCCAUCCUCACCUUCUCCAUCUGACUCAUCCGCCAUGCC
Fusarium verticillioides 7600 is the source of this 1021-nucleotide messenger RNA. RefSeq lists its product as hypothetical. The transcript has a single exon. Bases 244 to 891 code for a protein of 215 amino acids. Lineage: Eukaryota; Fungi; Ascomycota; Sordariomycetes; Hypocreales; Nectriaceae. The record is from RefSeq and is a predicted model, not a curated record.